Meira miltonrushii is the source of this 1428-nucleotide messenger RNA. RefSeq names its product yeats-domain-containing protein. Bases 14 to 1360 code for a protein of 448 amino acids. Gene Ontology annotation, molecular function: histone binding. The record is from RefSeq and is a predicted model, not a curated record. NCBI's taxonomy places the organism in Eukaryota, Fungi, Basidiomycota, Exobasidiomycetes, Exobasidiales, Brachybasidiaceae. The transcript has a single exon. Gene Ontology annotation, cellular component: NuA4 histone acetyltransferase complex; Swr1 complex. Gene Ontology annotation, biological process: regulation of transcription by RNA polymerase II; chromatin remodeling.
CACAUCGAUCAAAAUGAGUGCUAACGUGAAGCGGAUGAGAGGCUUGGCAAUCCAUCGUGGCAUAUUGAUCGGAAAUACGGCCACACCUCUUUCAGAAGCAGAAAGGAUCGUUAGUGCACCGGAUCAUACGCAUAAAUGGACAGUUGCUGUUCGAAGUGUUGCAUCACAUCCGCUGCCCAGCAUCUCUGAGGCAGAUCAACUUGGUUUAGCUUCAUCCUCUAGAGGAACACAUCAAAAUGCAGAUGGAAGUGGAGCGGGAACAAAUGUAGGUGCAUCUAUAAGUGGGUCUAACAAUGCAGAAAGAGAAGUUUCCGUAUCGGGAACUCCUGCUCCUUCCACAGGAGUGAGCACGAGAGGCAGAGAAAGUGAAACAGAUUAUCACAAAAUGGUGGGCGGCAAGGAUGAUAUUUCACACUUCAUCAAACGAGUUCAAUUCAAAUUACAUGAAACCUAUCCGCAGCAUACACGAAAUAUUGAUAAGCCACCGUUUCAAGUUACAGAAACAGGAUGGGGUGAAUUUGACAUUCAGAUCAAAAUCUUUUUCGUUCCUGAAUCGGGAGAGAAGCCAAUCUCAACAUUUCAUCGGCUAAAAUUGCAUCCUUGGCAUCCGGUUACUAUUCCUGCUCCUGAGGUCGGGCUGGGUAACCCGGAAGGCAGUGCAGAUGCACCGACCAUCACUACUGGAGCCAAUGAAACGAUCGCAGAUACUUCAGUAGCAGAAGGCCAGGCGGAUACUACGAUGGAAGAUACGGAAGCAGGUCAAGAUGAGACGCAGGAGGUGGCUGGUGAUGUCAGUGUUCAGGAAGGUGAAACAUCGGUGAGCAAUAUAGGUGAAGCGACCAAUGCAUCCAUCACUGCCAUCAAGAAUGAAGAAACAUCAACGCCAAUGGUUCAUGAAACACGAAGUGCAAGUGCAGCAGCUCAUCCGACCGCCCUUCGACCGCUGCCAUCUGUAGUUCAUUCAUGGGCGUAUGACGAGAUUGUUUUUCCAGAGCCUACGGAAUCAUUUUAUGAAGUUCUGAUAAAACAUCCACCUACCCCAUUACCCACACAAUCCGCUCAAGCGUUCUCUGACCCAGCUUCUUUCCAACGAUACAAAACUGCUUUGAGUCAAUUGGAUGAUACAAGUGGACCACAAGGACGUGAUUUACGAUUGGAAUCGGGUGUUCUACCGCCACAUCCUCUUCAUGAUUCUUCUGGUGCACUUUUUGAUGCACUUUCACAAGAAGCAAUGCAGGCGGAAGGAGAACGAUUAGAUCAAGCAAGACGAAAUGCGGUUCAAGAAUUGGAGGAAACACGUGCUAAAUUGAUUGAAGGAGAACGGAAAUUAAGGAGUGGAAGGCCGAUCUCUGCUAUUUAAAGUAUGUCCUUUGUUUGUACUACUGUAUUUUAAUUUAUACCAAUGAUCCAUCCGAUCUUCGAGGUUGU